AUGGAACGUAAUUUACUGCCACCAGUCCUCGCAAAAAAAAAAACUGUUUUUCUUUGCAACAAUUUUUUAAACUCAAUUUUUCUAUCUUCCCUUUUUUUCUUUCUUCCUCUUUCUGAUAUAAAGCCUUUCUUUUUUCCACUCAAGUUUGGUGCUGUCCUUUUUUCUCUGGCCGUGUCGCGUCAAUGCUCUUUUUACCCUUAUUUUCUACAGAGGACAAAUUAUUGGUCAUAUAAAUUUAAAGGCGCUUCCAUCAAACCAUACAUUUUUUUUCUUUCGGUAUCAUCCUCUUUCUUUCCCCCCUUUUCUUCUAUUACUCUCUCUUUGAUCUCUUUCCGUUUUCUCCCUCUAUCAAUUACUUCGUUCUAUAUUUUCUUGUUUCUCUCCUCACCCCCUUUUACUUCUUUGUCAUCUCCUAAUUUUAUCUUUCUCUAUUUCUUUCAAAUGUUCUUUCUCGCUUUACCCUUUUCUGUUUCGUCUUUUUCAUCUUUUUUUUUCUCCUUCCUUCUUUCUAUCUUUCAUUCCCUUUCCGUUCUCCCCUUCUUUCUUUUUUCUCUCUCUUAUUCCCUCUCCUUUCCUUUUUUCUUUUCUUUCCUCUUUAUUUCGUUUCAUAAUUGUUUUUCCUUUUCUUUCAUUUCCUCUUUUCCUGUUUCCUUCCGUUUGUGCGUUUCGACUUACUUUUCUCUUUUUCUUCCGCGUUCCUUCGUUGUCUUGUCUUUCUUUCCUUUUCUCUCUCUCUCCCUCUCUUUCUCUCUCUCUAUUUCUUUCAAAUGUUCUUCUCGCUUUCCCCCCCUCUUCUUCUCUGUUUCGUUCCUGUUUUCCUCUGACUUUCCCUCAUUCUCUCCUUGUUCUCUCUUUAUUCCGUUUCGUUUCCUCUUUCUCUGUUCACUUUCACUAAUUAUUCUCUCUUUGUUUAAAUCCCCCUCUCUCUAUUUCACUCCUGUCUUCUUCACUUUAUUUUUCUCUUUCUCCAUUUCGUCCAUUCCUCUUUAUUUCUGUCAUUUACCCUUUUUUUUCUCUUCUUUUCUUCCCAUUCCGCGUUAUUGCAUUUUUUUCUCUUUCUCGCUUUAUCUUUUCUUUUCAAAUUUCUCCAUUUAA
Molecule: messenger RNA, 1095 nt
Organism: Acanthosepion pharaonis
Lineage: Eukaryota; Metazoa; Mollusca; Cephalopoda; Sepiida; Sepiidae
Source: the annotation of a GenBank genome assembly